Messenger RNA from Ichthyophthirius multifiliis, 869 nucleotides. Its product is annotated as short chain dehydrogenase reductase family protein, putative. The transcript has a single exon. The record is from RefSeq and is a predicted model, not a curated record. Lineage: Eukaryota; Ciliophora; Oligohymenophorea; Hymenostomatida. The annotation marks the transcript as partial.
CAAAUACAGGAAUAGGUUUAGAAACAGCAAAAGCACUAGCCAAAUAAGGAGCGAAAAUAAUACUAGCUUGUAGAGACGAAAAUAGAGGGAAAAACGCAGAAUUGUUGGUCAAUUAAAUAAGAGAGAAAUCCGCUCAUUUUAUGAAAUUAGAUCUUUCUGAUUUAUCAUAAAUUCGAUUAUUUGUAAAUGAAUUUAAAUAAAAAUAUGAUAGAUUAGAUGUUUUAUUAAAUAACGCAGGACUAAUGAGCCCUUCGGAAAGACUUUUAACAAAAGACGGUUUUGAAAUUUAAUUUGGAACAAAUCAUUUAGGUCAUUUUCUUUUGACAAAUUUGCUUUUAGAUUUACUUAAAAAGACUUAAAAUUCUAGAGUUGUUAAUGUUUCCUCAAUGGCUCAUUUCAAUAAAUUUCCCUGUUAUUCUAAAAUACACUUGGAUGAUUAUAAUUUUGAGAAAAAAUAUUGUAUGUAUUAAACUUAUGGUUAGAGUAAAUUAGCUAAUGUUCUUUUUACAAAAUAAUUGUAAAGAAUUUUUGAUAAAGAAAAUUUAAAAAUAAAAGCUGUUUGUUUACAUCCAGGUGUUGUUAGAACUGAAUUAUUUAGGUAUUAUAAUAAAGGUUAUAUGAAUUAUAUUAAUUCUCUAGUUUAUCCUUUAAUAAAUUUCUUUUUAAAAGUCCUUUAUAAGGCGCUUAAACUAAUAUUUAUUGUUCUAUUGAGGAUUUUGAUAAAUUAUAAGCAGGUGAGUAUUAUUCUGACUGUAAAGUUAAAAAAAGUUCUAAAGAAAGCUACGAUGAAAAUAUUGCUUAGAAAUUAUGGGAUUUAUCUUUUAAGUUGGUUAAACUUUGAAAUAUUUUAUAUUAUUUGAAAAUUAUAG